AUGGCUAGCGCUACUCGAAAUGCUCUCGCUAAAAGCUUCAAAGCUUUGCACACUCCUCAUCAUCCCCUAGUAUUUGCCAACGUGUGGGAUGCAGUUUCUGCGCGCGCUGUAGCAUCCCUACCCAACGCAAAGGCCCUUGCCACAGCUAGCUACGCGGUUGCAGAAGCAGCAGGCCUCAAAGAUGACACUUUAACACUGGAUGUUAAUGUAAACUCUGCUAAAAUUAUCGCUACGGCUAUUAAAGAAUUCGGAAAGCCACUAUCGGUUGACUACCAGGACGGAUAUGGAGAUGGGCUAGAAAGCGGCCUGACAGAGCUUAUUCAAGCUGGUGUUGUCGGCAUUAACCUGGAGGACUACAAUGGAGUCACAAAGAAGCUGUACAGCGUCUCUGAGGCAGCGGAUCGGAUCAAGAGAGCUAUGGCCACGGCUACUUCACUGGGAGUGCCUGAUUUCGUCGUCAACGCCCGGUGUGACACCCUCGUUCAAGGAGGUCCUCUCGAGGAAGUAAUUGAGCGAGGUCGUGCAUACCUUGCCGCUGGCGCCACUACAGUUUUUGUAUGGGGUGCCGGCCGAGGUGUCUCACGCAACGAAGUCGUUGAAUUGGUCAAGGCCUUUGAUGGACGACUGAAUGUUUUGCUGAAUCUAUCCGGCGGUCUGACGGUGAAGGAGCUGGCGGACAUUGGAGUUGCGCGAAUCAGUAUUGGGCCUACUCUGCAGAUUGGAGCUAUGGCGAAGCUACAGAAGGACGCUGAAGCCAUUCUGGCAAUGUAA
Messenger RNA from Trichoderma gamsii, 771 nucleotides. RefSeq lists its product as hypothetical. Gene Ontology annotation, molecular function: catalytic activity. The record is from RefSeq and is a predicted model, not a curated record. Lineage: Eukaryota; Fungi; Ascomycota; Sordariomycetes; Hypocreales; Hypocreaceae. The transcript has a single exon. Bases 1 to 771 code for a protein of 256 amino acids.